AUGACUGGAAGUGUUGCCUACGGAGCCUUUGAGGCUCUGUCAGAGAACACAGGAUACGUUGCGGUGCUAAUUUUGUCUGCUUAUAUCUUCUAUCAGCUCAUCUACCAGCCACUACUGGCAACUCCUCUACGAAAGAUCCCAGGUCCAAAGAUUUUCGCCGCAUCUAAAUGGCGACUGGCGUUUGCCGACUACCAUGGAGUCAGAACUCAAUGCGUACACUCCUUACACCGGGAAUAUGGCACAGCAGUGCGCAUCGGCCCAAACGAGGUGUCAUUCUCCUCCCUUUCCGCUCUAAGAACGAUCUACGGUGCAGGAUCGGGCUUUGAGAGAACAGAGUUCUACAGAAUGUUUGACGUCUAUGGACGACAGAAUCUUUUCACCUUUGCUGGCACUAAACAACAUGCUGAGAGGAAGAAGCUACUUGCCCAUGCUUAUUCCAAAAGUGUGGUACUGUCGCCCAACGCGAUUGCAAAGCCCUUGAUAGAGAAAAAUGUGAAGAGCUACCUGGACCUGUUGGAAAGGGAGAAAGAGGUGGCCGAGGAGAUAUUCCAGAGCCUUCAUUGGUUUAGUCUUGACAGCAUUACCGGCUUCCUUUACGGAGACCAACACGGAGGAACACAUGCACUCAGAGGGAAUGACACGGACAGGAGAAUGCUGAGCGAUAUUAUCGACCCUAGUCGGCGAAAGCUAAGCUGGUAUGCGGUACACUUGAAGCAAUACACGAAGUGGCUUUAUACACGGACCGGAACCAUGGAGAAAGUUGUCACAAAGCUGGGGCUACUGCCUAUGCAGAAACCUGCAACCUAUACGGGUAUUCGAGCACAUGCCCUCCAAUCAUGGACCGGGUUUGAGACUGCUGCAACGGAAAAGGAUCCGGAGCAGGACUUGACCAUUGCUGAUAAGUUGUGGCGCCACAGCAAGUCUGGCAAAGGUACUUGUCUCGAUGGUCUCGAUAUGGCCUCCGAAUUGGCCGACCAUCUACUAGCCGGCAUCGAUACGACAAGUGAUACCCUGAUGUUCGCGAUAUGGGCUCUUUCUCGACCAGAGAAUAAGAUCUAUCAAGAGAGAUUAAUCCAAGAGGUCGGUACUAUUCUCGACACAGAUUGCAACGAGGAUGGAAAUCCACUCGCUGAAGUCGCAGACCGAUUGCCUUACCUUGAUGCUGUUCUCAAGGAGACACUUCGGCUAUAUGCCCCUCUACCAGCAUCAGAGCCACGAUCGAUGCCGGUUGACACAAUAAUCGACGGUUAUCUUAUUCCAGCCGGAACUGUUGUGAGCAUGUCACCGUACACACUUCAUCGCAAUCCUGAUGUAUUCCCGGAGCCUUUGAGAUUCAACCCUGAGCGGUGGCUCGGCCUAUGUGGGGAUCUUACAGAGAUGAAAAAGUGGCUUUGGGCGUUCUCUAGUGGAGGCCGCAUGUGUAUUGGCUUGCAUCUUGCCAUGGCGGAGAUGACAACAUUGCUUGCUGCCAUCUACAGAAAAUACACUACUAGUGGGUAUGAGAAGCAGCAAGGCGUGAGUCCUGGGAUUACAAGCCGAUUUGAAGUCUUCUAUGAUGAGACCUUCUCCACAUUUGAGACUCAAAUCAACAGCCCACUUAUCGUCUCCUCAAACAUCAGCAUCCAAUCUGAAUCCAAAUUCCACUUCGGCUUCACCUUUGUCAAUGGCGGAGAACUAUUCGAUGGCGUCUCGCAAGAUCCAAUCGAAACAACCUACCAUCGACUGAAGCUCAAAUAUGCAGAAUCAUUACACCAAAACUGGAUUGAGAAACUCGAACAACCCAAACAGAUCUUGGAACAGCUAUAUCUGGCUGCCUACCUGAUUGAACUCUGGCGAGGCAUGUACGGCGCCGUUCCAGCAACAGACCAAUUACAACCUCAACCAUACAGCAAUGUGCUAUUUCCGGGGUUUGUGAGUCUAGCCUGUGGGAGUGGUAUCCUCGUGUAUGUGCUUUAUAUGGAAGGGUACAAGGGAUCAGGCUUUGAUGCCCGCCGUCGCAAAACCUGGGAGACAUAUCCCGUCGAGGUACAGUACUGCCUCGAGGAAAGAAUAUGCAUUCCCCAGCCUUUUAUAGAUGCCACAGGCCUGCCAGAUAUCGAAGCGGAAAUACACACGGGCGACUUUCCCGCCGAUGUGUUCAUCAUAUCUGAUCAUUCGGACGAGUUGACUGUUUGGACUCCACUUAUGGCUGCCCUUGCUAGUCCGUCGUCUCCUUUGCCUUUUUUCAUUAUACCGUGUUGCUCUUGUUCUCUUUCUGGCACUCGCUACCGCUAUCCUCCGAAGAAAAGCAUGUCAGAAAAAAAGAGCGUCAAUUUCGAUACGAGUACAAAUGCCGAAAAGUAUGUGGAGCAGAAUCCUCAACCUUCUUCUGGCGAUUUACGAUCUCUUCGAGCCACCAAAGACGAGCAGAAAACUGAACGUGGAUUCGGCAAUUCUAUGAUUGGGUCUCUUAUAGCUAAAACAAGAGAUAUUGCUGAGGAAGCUAAGUUCGAGGUCGAGGAGACAUAUUUACAGACCCCAGGUGCUUUUUCCAGGGCUUUGAUAGGAAGAAGAAAGCAGCAGGCAGAAGAGUCGGCCAAAACAAGCCCUGGCCAGAGCUCCCAGUCGGCGCUAGUGGAUAAGGUCACCAAAAUUAUUGAGCGUGAAUGCGCUAAAGAUGGAGGAGUUCAGGCUGCUGCCAAGCUCUGGAUUGAGCAGGCGAAGAGCCUUCAUCGGCAACAAGGAGAUUGA
Messenger RNA from Penicillium arizonense, 2730 nucleotides. It is a transcript of the gene trm44, whose product is annotated as tRNA (uracil) methyltransferase. Lineage: Eukaryota; Fungi; Ascomycota; Eurotiomycetes; Eurotiales; Aspergillaceae. The transcript has 5 exons. Gene Ontology annotation, molecular function: oxidoreductase activity, acting on paired donors, with incorporation or reduction of molecular oxygen; iron ion binding; methyltransferase activity. The record is from RefSeq and is a predicted model, not a curated record. The coding region runs from base 1 to 2730 and encodes 909 amino acids.